AACAGAGCCCGUUCACUUGUUUCCCCCAGCAAACAUUGUUGCUGCUUGUGAUAGGGCCGCACGUGUGGGGCUCGCGCACCCAAGCUUUAGCGAUCUGGGCCGAAGCCAGAUAGAGUUGGGUCAAAGCCUCCCCUUCACGCAGCCUUGCGUCAUGUUCUGGGAUGUGCGACUAUGACGGUAAUCAAGGUCUAUGUUGUCGAUUUAAUACAACUGCGCACUUCAGCCUGCUCAAUUCUUCUUCUUGGCCACGCUGAUGCUUCGCAGUUAGUGCUACAUAAAAUUAUUUGUGAUUGUACCUGUCGACCACUGUUUGCUUCGUUAGAAGUAUAGAUAUAAUGUCUACGUCAUUUGUUACACCCUCCGACGAGACUUCGAAGGACAAGCGUUCCAAAUGGCGGCUCUCGAACCCAUUCAACAAGGACAAGGAAGCUAGCAUUGGACAAUCAGGUCUGGUGCCGAAUAAUGCAAGAGACUCUGCGUACGGCGGCAGCGAGACGACAUCGGAUGCAAGCCCUGCGGUGAGCUCUCAGACCGUUCCAACCAUAUCUCAGGGUCAAGCAGAGAUGCAAGGGGCACCCGUGCAGACCAGGACCGAUGCUAGGGGAAGAGUGAUCACGACGACGACCACGACCGUGACAACGACAACUACAACAACGGAGGGCGAACCCAUUCAGAUACCACCGGGUGAAGAAGUCAUUGUACGAAAAGAAGAGCAUGCAGUGCCCGCGCAGUCCUGGACAAACACCGGGCCGAAAACACCUCCAAUACCUACAAAGAGCGAGACACGCAACAAAAGCCCCAACGGCGCCUACCCGGUCCCGCAAACUCAGCAACCGGUAGAGGCGCCCGCGAGUCCGACGCUCCAGAACUUCUCGUAUCCCGGGAGACAAUCGGUAGCCACCCCAAAUGGGGGGAGGAGGACGUCUUGGGACCACCAGCAACAGCAUCCCGCGUACCGGAUGCCCCAGACUGAAAAUAGGCCACGACCGCCGAUAGAUCCGUCGUACGGACAGCCGCCGCUGAGCGCGAACUCUACGACCUCACACGACGCUCAUCUUGUGCCCCCGCCGCUUCAGCCGGGGAGCGCGUCUUCCUCGCCAGGAGAACACACAGGUCACCAGCCGCGUCAGAGCACGGCGCAGAGCAUCAGGACCGCCGCGGCGGGAAUACACGGUGCCGGCGAAACCCUCAGAGGCGCGCUCAACUCGAGCAUCGCUCGCAGAAUAGGAGGCUCCUCGGACGAGAUCGCGCAGUACGACGCCAUCGCUGAGCGUGGCCGCCGAGAGAUUGAGACGGGACAGUUCGUCAAACGCCCGACCCCUAUUUCAGAGGCGUCGGAGGGCUCGAUCGACAAUGUGGGUAAGGAGAAGAGGUCUUUGGGGCUGAGGAACAUGCUGAGAAAAAAGAGCCCGGCGUAGAACUUUUGAGCGCGCUCUUCUUACUUCUUCAUGGUCUGCGUUUUUGGGCGAUAGUUUUGGUCAGGUGUUGGAAUGCGGGAUAGUUUAUGAAGUUCAAAGGGCAGCGUUACACUUGGCUCUGUCCAGCCUUCAGCUGCGCGCGUGUACAGAUUACGGAAUCGGGCGAGAAAACAGGGAGUUCCGCUGUAUUUUAAAUGCUAUUUCUUGCUUACAAGAGUAAGCGAUAAUUAUGAGGUAUCGAACAUGCAAGAAAUGAGAAAUGAAAAAGACAUG
Verruconis gallopava is the source of this 1691-nucleotide messenger RNA. RefSeq lists its product as uncharacterized. The record is from RefSeq and is a predicted model, not a curated record. The transcript has 3 exons. NCBI's taxonomy places the organism in Eukaryota, Fungi, Ascomycota, Dothideomycetes, Venturiales, Sympoventuriaceae. The coding region runs from base 336 to 1418 and encodes 360 amino acids.